Amoebophrya sp. A120 is the source of this 1884-nucleotide messenger RNA. The record is from the annotation of a GenBank genome assembly. Lineage: Eukaryota; Dinophyceae; Syndiniales; Amoebophryaceae.
GGCACGGCAGUGUAUCAUGUGUUUUUUCGACGCCCUCGGAUUCGCGUUUUUGUGUGGAUUCUAUUUGUCUCCCUUCUUUCUAGUGCGUAAAGAAACCAAAUUAAUCUCACAAAAAUGCCCGCCGAGCAGGUUGCAACUCAACAACAAACAGCGCUUCUUGAGGUAAGUAUCAGUAUGCUAGAAACACAGAUGAAAGACGAAACAUAAAACAUCAAGAUGGCGAACAAGAACUACAGUGCUCGGAUCACAGCGGUGUUGUGCCUCGACACCAGCACAAGGGGCGAAAGUACAGAUUUUGUCUUGCAUGAGUGGCGCAAUCCCGAUGCAGUAUCAUUUCCUUGGACCAACGCGCAUACCCAAGCCUACAAGGGCGUUUUUUUGGCGUCAAUGCAGCUCUCGCGGGAAACGUUCGGCCCUGGAGGUUCUGCGUACACAACAUUGCACUUGGAUGUGGACGAUGUUGAGGGCGGGUCUGAGGCACAGCAGAAUACGCCACCUAGAACAGCGGCGGAAGUCACAGCGCAUUUGAUUAAACGCCCAUGGGUGCCCCGAGUGGCGCUCUGCAUAGUUGAGGCCAGUACAGCUUCUGGCAUCAGUGACGCGAAGAUGAACGGGUCAAACGAUAGGGAACCUCAGUCCGCUGAGUUGAAUGACGACGCUGUUGAUACGAUUCUCGAGCGCGCCGCUGAGCGCCUGUCGAGCGCGGAGGACCGAAUUUCCAAGCCGAGCAGUGGAGUCCCGCGAACGAAAGUGGUGGAAGCAAGAGCUUCAGAUGCGGGGCGAGGCCUGCAGCACGCCAAUAUUAAAUCCGCGAGCUCGGUGGGUACAACAGGUGAUUUUAGUGCGAUUGUUAAAGAGAAUGUAACGUUCGGCACUGCGGGAAAUCACACUACAAACGAUGACCACAACGAUGACCUCACAUUGCUUAUACGAGAGCAGCUGCCUGCUCUACUUUUGGUGGCUGCUUCAUCCCGAAGCUAUAACGGAGCGCAGGGGCCGCGCUUCUCUGGAGCAGCUUUGCCAGAUAACAAAGCAAUAGAAAAAACCAAACCGCCCAUUGUUCUUGACGCAGACGGAUUCGCAGUUAGUAUGUUGGAAAUUAGCGAAGACACGUGCCCUCCUGAAUAUCGACGCCUGUUUUUCGGGGAAGAGGAGUCAGAUUCACUGCUGCCGAUCCCUUGUGGCCAAGAUCAUUACAACUCGAGCGACGACGAGGACUACAGUGGUUUUGUUUUGCGCAACGUUCCGCUGCUUGGUCUGGUCCGAUUUCCGCUGGCAGACGAUUCCUCAACCACUUGCAGUUCCAGUUCCUCGCCUGAGAAAGAGACAGAGGGAAAGCAUACGGUAGCUGUGAAAACGCGAGCAGCUGAACUGGUGGUAAAAAAGAAGAAGGGCGAGCAGGAGAGCCCACCGCCAAAGCCGAAGUUGAGCCGGCGAGGCAGUAUCCUGAAAAAGGAGCCACCGAAGCCAAAGCCAGGCUGGGGAGAGCAACAGAAAACAACAACAGGUCAAGAUGCUGCUCUAUUUGGCUUCUCAGACGCGACGAAGGACAAAGUAGAAACUUUUCCUUUCCCCGAUACCCAGCCUGCUGUCGUGGCCAAAAAAACACGAAAGAACUUCGGGUUUGGAGAGGGUUUUCUGUUUGGGGAUACCACGGGCAAAGGGCAUUCGGGUGGAGAGGGCAGAAGCAGAGACGAAGAGCAGGAUGACCCCAUAAUUUCCAGCGGUUCCGCUUCCGCUGAAGGAAGUUUCGAUAUGAAAAGAACACUCUCGUUCAACGUUCGGUCAGCUUUCUUUGGAGACGAUCAGAGGUAGUUUGCAUCUCCAUUUUUUUGUACGCACUGAAGCAAAUACAAAUAGCGACUUCACCGCAGCCACUGCCAA